GUACAAUUUUAGGUCUUCUUCCUUAACAAAUUCACACGCAACAAAUUCUAUUACAAACCAUAAAACAUAUAAUGUGGGAAUACGAGCACCGAACAAAGCAAAGGUAAAACCAGAUCGAAAAGGCAAACAUAUUAUGUCUCAAGUUCCUUAUAAUGAACCAGAGAAUAGUUUAUUACCAAAUCAGCGGAAUCGUCCAGAAAAUAUUUAUAACUUGGAACAAAAAGUUGAUGCUCUUGGUGCUCAAUUAACCCUGAUUGAACAAACAUUAAAUAAUUUGAAGAAACAUCUUGAUGAAUGGUGUAAAGCAUGUGAACUUGAAUAUUUCCAAUCCAAUUUUGAUAAGUGGACUAGCGGAAACAAAGUUAUUGAUGCCUUUAUACAAGAAACUCAACUAUUAGCUACCACUAAAUUUCAUUUCUUAGAGUGGAUUCCUUACUCUUCAUUAACUAAUAUUAAAUAUAUUGAUAAAGGUGGUUUUGGUGAUGUGUACUCUGCAAAUUGGGUUGAUGGACCGAGAAAAAAAUGGUGUGCUGACAAAAAUGACUGGGGAAGAUACUCAAACGUUGACGUCGCGUUAAAAAGUUUGUCAAAACUUAAAGAUGAAGACUUUACCACUGAUCUUUUUGAAGAAGUACGUAUUAUUGUUUCGUUCUCUCAAGAAAUAUGGAGUAUGCUCAAAUCUCACUUAACGUCCAACAACCAGGUGUCAGGUCGAUUUACCACUUUACGCACCUAUGGCAUGACUCGUGAUCCUAAAUCAAAGGCCUACAUGAUGGUGAUGACAUUAGCAGACUAUGGUGACUUAUCGGCAUACUUAAAAAAAGAAUUUUCUACACUCUCUUAUAUUCAUAAACUCGAGAUUCUUUAUGACAUAGUUACUGGUAUUUGUCAGAUUCAUAAGUCUGGACUUGUGCAUCGUGACUUACAUAGUCGUAAUGUGAUGUGUCAAGGAAUAAAAAAUAGGAGUCUAGGCCGUGGUGAGAUCAAUCGAUUUGUAAUUGGUGAUUUCGGCCGGGCGAUUCCACUAAAGAAAGAUGACAAUAAUGAUGUGUGU
Molecule: messenger RNA, 1054 nt
Organism: Racocetra persica
Lineage: Eukaryota; Fungi; Glomeromycota; Glomeromycetes; Diversisporales; Gigasporaceae
Source: the annotation of a GenBank genome assembly